Molecule: messenger RNA, 2252 nt
Organism: Photinus pyralis (common eastern firefly)
Lineage: Eukaryota; Metazoa; Arthropoda; Insecta; Coleoptera; Lampyridae
Product: F-box only protein 21-like
Exons: 9
Coding region: 194-2017 (607 amino acids)
Molecular function (GO): DNA binding; protein binding
Source: RefSeq, a predicted model, not a curated record
AAGAUUGGUAAAUAUGAAUUUGACAAAUGCAAUUUGUAAAUACGUAAUACAACUAGUGGAUUAUUUUAAUAUACUUAGGAAAAAGGCUUCGUAUCAUAAGUAAACAAAAUUUUAAUCACGCAAUGUUAUGAGGUAAACUAUCGCCAGUUAAAUCAAAGGUUGUAUAAUUUGAAGUACUUACUGGGAAGAAAGGAUGGAACAACUCCCUACUGAACUCAUCGAACUCAUAUUAGCAAGUGGUAGAUUGACUAUACAAGAUGUACUUAAUUUUAGUACGACCUGUUCAAAUUAUAGAAACGUAGUGUGUAACAGCAAUUUCGUAUGGAAGCACAAAUUCAUGCAAAAAUGGCCACAGUUUUUGCCAUUGUUUAGUAAAGAGUUCAGCGAGUGGUUUAAGGAAACGAUUUUUAUUUACGAAUUAUCGAAACGUACUCAUGCUAUGUUGUCUACUAUGUCUGAGAGAUUUUAUAAAAAGAGUGAACUGUCCAACUGUGAUAUGGGGGAGUGGGCGUUGUUAAUGGACGAGAUGCCUAGAAUAUAUCAUUAUGUAGCCUUCGAUUUAAUGACGAUUAUACAUUGCGAUGAGCCGAUUAGAAGUUUUCAAGUUGUACCUGUUGAUACCCCCGGCAACAAAACUUUGCAAUACUACGCGUUGAAAGUGUUGCGAUUGGUUCGACAGCAUCACCUAUCGAAAGUGUGGGAAAAUUUCAUGAGCUUACCUGUUCGACAGCAAAUAUUAGAGAAAGGAGCAGUUUUAAUAGCUCAGUGGUUUCAGCCAGUCCACGAUAUCAAAUGCGAUUUCAUUUCUAAAAAGUUCGAUGAUCUCGCUGUUCAAGUCAUUGAGGAACUACGCUCAUGUAAACCUAAUCAUCCGUUACAUAAAGUUCCUGCAGAGACAAUAGUGAAGUGGAGCGCCGAGAAUUUGGAUGGAAAUCAGUGGGAUGUGAGGGAAUGUCAGGAAAUUAUUCAAUGCUUGACAACCGUCUUGUAUAAAAAUAACAAGUUUAGGGGGAAUAGUAGUACCUAUUACGUACCAGAGAAUUCCUUUAUUAAUGAGGUGUUAACGAGGAAACAAGGAAUUCCGAUAACACUAGCAAUAGUCUAUGAAAGCGUGGGUCGCCGUCUUGGUCUCAAGUUCGAUCCCAUCAACUUUCCAGCUCAUUUCCUUUUGCGAUUUACAGAGGGCAAACGAGAAAAGCCGGGCAACACGUAUUAUAUUGACGUGUUUAAUAAUGGCAGCAUAAUAAAUCGGGGAGUGUGUCCACGUAGUAGUUUUUCAAAUGAUGGAAGCCAGUUUGAUUGCGCAACUGCAAAGGAGGUUGUAGAGCGAAUGGCCAACAAUUUACAAGUACUAUACCGCCAGCACACGAAUCGAAACGGAAACGUUAGUACGUUAAGGGCAACGUUGGAAUUGUGCCAUUUGAUAAACCCGCAAGAUUUUGCUACGAUUGUAAGCUUAGCGCGUGUGUAUAUGUGGCAUAAUAUUGAUACAAAUUGGCUCGAAGCUUCUCUUUUACGACGAGGAGCUGGGGCCACCGAGCAAGAAGAGCAUGUUCUGCAAAUGCUACGAGAUUACAACGUACAUCUCGUCCAAAACAAUUCAGAGCCCAUCUUGCAGGUCUCUCCUAAAAAGCGAGUCAGCGAAUUAAAGUAUGCUGUUGGAAUGGUUAUGAGGCACAUAGUGUUCAAUUAUAUUUGUGUAAUUUACGAUUGGGACCCCUUAUGCUCAGCUACGCUCGACUGGCAAGAGCAAAUGGGUGUAAGCAAACUACGUUAUAAAGCCCAGCAGCCCUUUUAUAACGUUUUGGUACAAGACGGAUCGCAUCGAUACGUUGCACAAGAAAAUAUGGCACCCAGUUACAACUUCGGUUUUCUACAUUUAAAUGAAGACCUAGGACGAUAUUUUUCGCACUUCUUCGAAACUCAUUAUGUGCCAAAUGCUGAAAAAGAAAAACAGUUUCCCGAAGACGCCGAAGUACGGAAUGCGUAUUAUAAGCAUUCUAGGGGUUUCCUGUGAUUAUUAGUCGAUCUUUUUUUUUAAUGUAUUGUUAUUGUUUUCUUUAUUUAAUUUUAACUUAUGUUGCAGUCAAUAAGGUAAUACACAUGAUAACCACAACUGUGGGUUUUCUUCACAAUAUGCAUUAAAUAAGUGGUUUAUAUAUAUUAUAUACAUGAAUAUUUCUCUUACUACUGAUACCUAUAUUUUAAACUAUUUCAUUUUUCUGUACUACAUUAAAGGUUGUUAAAAUGAG